Habropoda laboriosa is the source of this 1512-nucleotide messenger RNA. RefSeq names its product venom acid phosphatase Acph-1-like. Gene Ontology annotation, biological process: dephosphorylation. Lineage: Eukaryota; Metazoa; Arthropoda; Insecta; Hymenoptera; Apidae. The record is from RefSeq and is a predicted model, not a curated record. Gene Ontology annotation, molecular function: phosphatase activity. The transcript is spliced from 7 exons. The coding region runs from base 49 to 1320 and encodes 423 amino acids.
UCGAGCUUUGCAUCUUUGCCGGGUUCGUGCGUUGACAGUCUUGCGAAAAUGUUUCGAAAUCGUACGGUGGUGUUCGUUACCCUUCUACUCUACGUCCUCACGAUGGCCAACUGUGAUCUGGAUUUACAAAUGUUACACGUGGUGUUUCGACACGGUGACAAGGUGCCACAUCGAGAAUACCAAAACUAUCCUAACGAUCCUUAUAAGGACUACUCGUAUUAUCCAAUGGGGAACGGAGAUCUAACAAACCAAGGUAAGCUGCGUGAAUACAGGAUUGGUACGAUGCUCCGUGAGCGUUACGAUCGAUAUUUCGGGGCGGAAUAUUGGCCGGAGAAGAUCUAUGCUCGAUCAACGCACGUCCCAAGGACUCACUUGUCUCUACAGCUAGUUCUCGCCGGAUUAUUCCCGCCCUCGGAGAAGCAAACCUGGAAUCCACAUCUACCCUGGAUUCCGACAUUCUCGUUCUUCGUGCCCUAUGAGGCUGACAAUCUUCUCUUUCCGCAUCACUGCCCGAGGUACAAGGAGGAAUACGCUAAAUUUCUGAGGCAGAAGAGCGCCCAGGACAUGUUGGACCAGCACAGAAACGUGACGAAAUAUCUGACUGAACGUACUGGAAAGGCAAUGAACACCACGUCAGCUGUUACUUAUUUGUACAAUUUAUUGAAGGAACAGGCAGCUCAGAACCUGUCGCUACCAGAGUGGACUCGAACUGUCUAUCCUACAGCAAUGAAGGAAAUACUCGCGUUGGACUUUAAUCUCAGAUCGUUCACAAGGACGUUGAAACGUUUAAACGGAGGUUUGUUGAUACGUAAAAUGGUGGAGGAUAUCAAGACGUACAAGACAGGGAGAUUGGAACCGUACGAUAGGAAAGCGUUCCUUUUCUCCGCGCACGAGAUGAACGUCGCUGCAGUUGCGAAGGCUUUGGACUUGGACGAACCCAUUGUUCCUGCGUACGGAGCCACGCUCAUUUUGGAAACGCUCCGUGACAAGAAAGGAAAUUACUAUGUCCGGGUUCUGUAUUGGACCGGAGUUACCGAGCAGCUAAAAAUCAAAAAGAUCGGCGAGUGCGUGGAAUUGUGUCCCCUGGACAUAUUCCUCGCGAUCGUGAAAGACGUGAUACCAAGUAACGAUGAAUAUUAUUGCAACCCUAGCGAGACUUGGGUACAAUCGAGCAACAGUGGAGCAUAUUCCUCGACGUCAAGUCUAACCAUAGACAAUAUCUGGUGCUACCUAUUCUCCUUUCUUUUUCUCGCAUUUUCCUGUGCACGCGUCGACAUCACCAGCGUCUAUCUUCGACAACGAAGAGAAAGAUUGCAAUAAUAUUGUUACUGUUUAUAAAAAAUAAUAUCGACAAGUGAUUGUAGAUAUUCGUUGUAAUAUCGGUGUAUCGAAGAUAGUAGAACUAUUCGAAUAUACCUGCGAGAAAAUCUUGAGAAGCACGUUUAUAGACACAAAGUAUUAGAAUAAACAACUGCAAUAUUGUUAUAAUCUCUAGUCAGAACUGUUAACUAC